AUGCUUGGAUGGAGAAGCAGCCCUUCCUCAAAAUAUCGAAACAUCCAGAAAGUCCGUCCUCACAACCGACGGUCAGCUGCCAACGUCGAAGCCAACCUCGCUAUGCCUCGGGCCAUUACCCAGAGCGAUGAUUCACGGAUUGACCAGCUUGUGGUAUCAGGCCGAGGUCAAGAAGCUGUAGAGGCUCUCCAAUCGGUGAAAAAUCGAAUCGAUGGAAAUACUACAGUAUGUUUGAUGAACGAUGGGCUUGGUGUGCUGGAGGAUGUGAGGAAGAAGAUUUUCGAGGGAUCGGAUGCCGCACCAAACUUCUUGCUAGGCCACAUGAGCCACCGCCUGGCGUUUAAUCGAACCUACGACGCAGUUACCCAGCUUAAGCAAGGCCAAACAAAGUUGACCUUUGCCGAGGCGCCUCGUAUGCGCGUCAAGGAUAUGCACAAAGUCGAGUCGCGACCGAAUUUUGUCAAGACAUUAGAAGAAGCAAAGGACCUGCAUACGACACUGACUCCGUUUGACCAGUGGCUCCGAUUUAAGCUGCCUACAGUCAUCUUCGACUCUGUCGUUGAGCCUGUAUGUGUGCUCCUGGAGAUGCCAUACCAAGGCCUACUGCAAAACCCAGCGGCACAACGCAUGAUGCAUAGUUUACUGUCCGAGAUAAUCCAAGUUCUCGAAAGCAUGCCGGAACUAGAAGGAUCCACAGUUAUCAGAGACUAUGUCCAAAGCAAGGGCAUUCGAAAGUUUAUGUACAGCAGAAUAAUGGGGAAGCGAUCACAGCCAAGCCAGCUGGUGAGGCGAAUUGAGAACGGAUUACCAACAGACGUGGAGUAUUUGAAUGGAUAUUUCCUGCGGCGUGGCCAGAAGCUAGGAUUGGACCUGCACAUGAAUUUGAUGAUGCGCGAUAUGAUCAAGGCGAAGCAUUCUCAAGCAAUCGAGCGACUCAACUCAUUUAUACCGGUGGAGGAGACAUCCAUACCGAGCCAUUUGGCAUUCAGAUAUAGGACAAUGCCACGGUGA
Metarhizium brunneum ARSEF 3297 is the source of this 1011-nucleotide messenger RNA. It is a transcript of the gene PANE, whose product is annotated as 2-dehydropantoate 2-reductase. Gene Ontology annotation, cellular component: cytoplasm; mitochondrion. NCBI's taxonomy places the organism in Eukaryota, Fungi, Ascomycota, Sordariomycetes, Hypocreales, Clavicipitaceae. The record is from RefSeq and is a predicted model, not a curated record. Gene Ontology annotation, molecular function: 2-dehydropantoate 2-reductase activity; NADP binding.